Molecule: messenger RNA, 2394 nt
Organism: Dermatophagoides pteronyssinus (European house dust mite)
Lineage: Eukaryota; Metazoa; Arthropoda; Arachnida; Sarcoptiformes; Pyroglyphidae
Biological process (GO): regulation of transcription by RNA polymerase II
Cellular component (GO): transcription regulator complex; PcG protein complex; chromatin
Molecular function (GO): RNA polymerase II cis-regulatory region sequence-specific DNA binding; DNA-binding transcription factor activity, RNA polymerase II-specific
Source: RefSeq, a predicted model, not a curated record
CAAAUGGUUCGGAUCAUUUACAAUCACCAACUAGUCAACAACAGGAUACCACAAAUAAUUCAAUGUUACGAUCAUUCAUGGUCAUUGAUUCAGAUGAUGAUGACGAUGAUGAUGAUGAUGAUGUAAAUCUUAUUGAAGAAGAAGAAAUACUUGAUGAUGAAGAGGAUGAUGAUGAUGCAGAAGAAGAAUUAGAUAUUGAAGAAUAUAUGGCUUUAUCAGAAAUAUUUGAAAAAGAAAAUCCGGAAAAAUUUAUAAAAGAAAUUGAUAAUAAAAAUGAUUUAAUUUUGGAUGUAAACAGUAAAGAAAUCAUUUGCUAUGAAUGUACAGUUGGUAAUCAAUGUGGAUUUCUAUCACGUGAUCGUACACGAAUGGUAUUACAUAUUGGCAAACAUUAUCAACAAGAUGCUGAAGCUGAAGAAGCAAUGGAAGAAGCGAUGGAAGAUGAUGAUGAUGAUGAUGAUGACGAUGAAGAUGUUAAUAAUAGACAAAUGUCAUUAAAUAAUUCUAUACGACGUAAUCAUAAUCGUAAUAAUGUUGUUAGACGAAAAAAUUUAAUCGAUAUAUCAAUCAUUCCUGUCAAUUCAGCCGAUCCAAUUACUACGACCACUCCGAAUUCAACAUCAUCGAAUUCUGAUUCAUCUAUGACAUUGUUACCAUUAAAUAGUUGUAAAGAUCAAGAACAACAAGCAUCGAAAUUAUCAUCUUCAACAUCGAAAUAUGUUAAUAAUCAACAACAACAACAACGAUUAACAAUAAAUCAACCUUCCUCACAACUAUCAUCAAAUCGAACGGCACUACAAUCAACGGCAACCAUAUUAAUACCGAUCGCUACAACUUCAACAAUUAAUAACCGAACAUUUUCGAUAACACCAAGUAAACAAUUAUCAUCAUCAUUACCUACAAUAACAACGGCAAUCAAUACUAAUCAACAAUCUUCAUCGAUUAAUCAUUCAAGCCAAAAACCGAUAAAAUGUGAAUGGGAAAAUUGUACGUUUAUGUGCGAUCAGAAUUAUAAACUACGAACACAUAUACGUCAAGUACAUGAAAAAGUACGGCCAUAUCUUUGUGAUUGGCCUGGCUGUUUUGGUGCAUAUAAAACAAGAUCAAAUUUAGCAAGCCAUCGUAUGGUUCAUACCGGUGAACGACCAUUCAUUUGUGAUUUUCCUAAAUGUGGUGCAAAAUUUGCCCGAAAAUAUGAUUGUGAACGACAUCGCCGAAUACAUUCGGAAAAAAUGUAUCCAUGUGAAUGGCCAGGUUGUGGUAAACGAUUAUGCGAUCCAUAUAAUCUUGAACGACAUAUGAUGGUACAUAAAGGUGAACUACCGUAUCGUUGUCCAAUGUCGAAUUGUGUUCGAGGUUUUCGUGAACUACGUUAUCUUCGUGAUCAUAUGGUUAAUUGUCAUAAAUUUCUGCCGGAUACUAAUCAAUUGCGAAUGGCUUGUGCAACAUCAUCGUCAUCAUCAUCAUCAUCAUCAUCAUUAACAUCAUCACAAUCUUCAUCACGUUUAAUGAACAUUAUUGGUUAUAAUCUUAAUGAAAGUAGUGCCGGUAGUGCAGGAUCGAUAUCCACACCAACAUUUACUGCUGGUAUCAUAAAUGAUAAUAGUAAUUCAACGGGUAGUACAACAACAGCUACAAUUGAUAGUCCAGAUACUAAUAAUGUUGUGGUUGCAACAUCAUUUGUAACGGCAAUUGUUGCAAACAAUAAUAAUAAUGGUAAUAAUAUUGUUGUAACUACACCUUCAUCAUCAUCAUCGUCAUCAUCAAUAAACACUACCAUGUCAAUCAAUAAAUCAAACGAAAUAAAAGAAUCGAUAAAAUUGGAUGAACAACAAUCAGUGAAUAGUGGCAAUAUGAAUUUAGAUUCAAAAAAAUCUAACGCUAAUGAUGAUCAACAAACAAAAGAAACAAAUUCACAACAAACAUCGCGAACAAUAUCGACAAGAUCAUCAAGUAAAUUGAAUGAUGUUUCAUCAAAUUCGAAUACAAAUGAUCAUCAUAAAACUGAUGAUGAUGAUGGUGGUGGUGAUGAACAAAGCGAUGAUAAAACUGACAAUGACGAUGAUGAUGAUGAAGAAAAAGAAAAAGUGGAUACCAAAGUAAAUACAAUCAAAACGGAAGAGCCAGAAUCACCGAAACACCAACUUGAACAACGUCAACGAACACCACCACCAACACCACCAACAACAAGACAAAAAGCAGCAGCUGCUGCUGCUUCUUCUUCAGCUGCUGUAUCAUCAUUAACAUCGAAUAAACGUUCAUCAAAACGUAAUCGAAAUUAAUAUGAAAAUAUUAUAAACUUAUAUCUUUCAAACAAAAAAAAAACAAUUCUAGUCAGUUCACAAACAAAAAUUAAAUAACCCAAAUGUCAACUACAAGUUUUGACUAUAUAAA